AUGAAUGACAAAAACUCCGAUAGUGCUGCGUCCCAAGAAGACAGAGAUUCCAUCAAAGAACUUGACGUUGGCAUGAUGUUGACACGUAGAGCCUCCGACCAAAAUGUGUUCUACACAUACAUGUGCCAGCUGAACAAAAUCCCGCCAAGCAGUGAUAUUGAAAAAUUCGUCGGCCGCUGCUACAGCCGCCCGUCCCAAGAACUAAUUGAAGAACCUUCGUCGACGACUGUGGAAAACAGCGAGAUUUCUGACACAGACCAAUACUGCACGGACACAGACACUCCAAAAUUGUUGAAAUUGACAAAAAUGAAAUGGCUAACAGAAAGAAAAUGCGGCUCUCCAGAUUCUAGAUCGCCAACUGGAUCACCAAGUAUGACGUUUAGUGACACCAACAGUAGCGGUUCUGAGGACAAUUUGAAAGGGUGCGUCAGCUUCGGUGAGAAAUGCCUGUCAACUAUUCUACGGUUGGACAAGGAGCACAAUUUGUUUGGAUUAUCUAACAUUACCAUCGUUGAUUCGAAGCUGACAGAAAAGGUGCCAAAAGAAAAUGAAGAGCCAGCUGCAUUGGAUGCUGUGCUGAUCCUUUUUGUUCAUGGUGCACAUCCUGCGGACCUCCAUGUGACAAUAUACCUUGCGCAAACUCCG
Iphiclides podalirius (scarce swallowtail) is the source of this 645-nucleotide messenger RNA. The record is from the annotation of a GenBank genome assembly. Lineage: Eukaryota; Metazoa; Arthropoda; Insecta; Lepidoptera; Papilionidae.